AAAAUACAUUUGCCGAUGGAUGUGGCAUCGCGGCGGUCGAUCCCGUCGUACAUGCGGGCGACGUCAAGCAGCGAGAAUCGCAUGGCCCACGGAAUGAUGCACAAACGAGUGGCAACGUCAGCGCCGCCGUUCCCAUCGACCAGACCGCGACGCUGGACGACAGUCAGUUGUCCAUCCACUGCAACCCAACAGGACAAGCUCCCACAAGCGACGGUCGGAUGGCGAUCCAUUCCGAUCAAGCCAGUCAACGACGAUGAAUCGACGCCAGAAGCCACGACGCCCGUGGACGAGUCGAACAACCAAGAUGAGCCACAGCUUGGGUCAGUCACAUCCAACUCUGCAUCCUUGCACGUCGAUGACUUGACGCGCCUCGGGUACGAGCAGCUGGCCAUGACCAAGAGUCUCCAGGAGCAAGUGCGCGACCUCACGAGGAAGCUUGGUCCGUUGACGUUGGCGUCUCCAAGCUCUAUUCCAGGUCGACAUCAUUUCCCAAUUCAGAGUCCGUCCAAAGCAAUGGAGAACGUCGUGCUGAAAAGUGCUCUCGAGGGGGAAAAUGCACGCCUUCGAGCUCGACUACACGACGCAGAAGCUCAGCUGUCCACCCAAACCACCACCAUUCGACAACUUCAGGCCGACAACGACGACCUGCAAUCGCUUCUGCAGUGUGCAUCGAAAAAUCUCUCAAGAGAAGAAGACCGGGUGAUCCGACUCAAGAAGGAAAUUCAGACCUUGCUCUGUACAGCCUCAUGCAACAAUCAGCACGAGCCAUCGCCACCUUCGCCAGCGCGAGACAAACAGAAUUUCCCUCCAGUGUUUGGCUAGUUGUAGCUAAAACUUCACCAUGUGCACUCUAUCAAAAGGACCGACCGAUUCAC
Aphanomyces invadans is the source of this 875-nucleotide messenger RNA. RefSeq lists its product as hypothetical. The record is from RefSeq and is a predicted model, not a curated record. Lineage: Eukaryota; Oomycota; Saprolegniomycetes; Saprolegniales; Verrucalvaceae. The coding region runs from base 16 to 822 and encodes 268 amino acids. The transcript has 2 exons.